This is a messenger RNA of Emericellopsis atlantica, 1789 nucleotides long. RefSeq lists its product as uncharacterized. Gene Ontology annotation, molecular function: RNA polymerase II cis-regulatory region sequence-specific DNA binding; DNA-binding transcription factor activity, RNA polymerase II-specific. Gene Ontology annotation, biological process: regulation of transcription by RNA polymerase II. Gene Ontology annotation, cellular component: nucleus. Lineage: Eukaryota; Fungi; Ascomycota; Sordariomycetes; Hypocreales; Bionectriaceae. The record is from RefSeq and is a predicted model, not a curated record. The transcript has 3 exons. The coding region runs from base 277 to 1518 and encodes 413 amino acids.
CAGGGAUAUCGUCUCUUCAAAAGCCCUGCCGCUCAUGUUAAUGUGUGAUCCUGGAACCCCGGUCGAUCUGAUGCGCGCACCCUGCUCAUCAGAUCUCCCGCUCUGGGCUCCAUACGACCGCUAGUCUAGUGGGAUAUAUAUUCCUCUUCCCUCCUCCGUCUUACACGCUCCGUACUCCGAAGACCACAUUCCAGCUCGAUCAAGAAACACACUCCACUCUCUGACUGAGUCUUUCUUCUCUCCUGAGUCUCAAGUCCCUCCGUGUCUUCAUCGACAAUGUCACGGCCAGUCCCCUUCACCACCAGUCCCUCAUGGGGACCAUGGCAACCACAGUUUGACGAGCAACUGGUAAUGCGAGCCGCCUGCAUGUACUACAACACUCCUCCCAGCUCUUCGAUACUAGCUGCUCCAGCUGGGGCCAUGCCGUACAUGAUUGCCGCCCCGUACAACCCCGGGAUGCACUAUCAGAACACAAACUACAUGCAACAAACGCCCAUGCCGACCACCUACCACCAGCAACACCACCAGGACACCAACGCCCUCUACGUGAAAAGGGAGUUUACUCAAGACUUCAGUGAUGAUCACACGAGGUUCAUCAUGGCACCCAGCAGCAGCAGCAGUCGGGGAUCGAGCUCUCUGCCCGAGCCCGAGUUUUGCUCGAACCCAUAUGACGCCACGCGCGAGAUGAGGCCAGCCAAGACGAUUCUCCCCAACGAGUCAGUUUGUGAUACGGAAAAGGUCCAGUUCGACACGCCCAUCGACAACUUCCUGCGCAAGAUUGACUCGCUCAACGUCAGCCUGCCCGGAACACAGACCGCCACCAGUCCCCAGUCAUCGGUUCCAUCAUCGCCGGCCACCUCGCUUACCCGCUCGCCCACUUCCAUCAUGACUAGUCCGCCCUCGACGCCAGGUACAGCAGUUGACGACGUCUUCGCCUUGCCCGGGACCAAGCCUUCCAAGCUGAAGAAACAUGUCUGCCAGUUCUGCCCCAAGGCCUUCAGCCAGAAAGCCCACCUCAAGCAGCACGAAUACACCCAUACCGGGGAGAAGCAGUGGAAAUGUCCUUAUGAAGGCUGCGACUACGCCAAUGCACAGAAGGCCAACUUUAACACGCACAUGAACCGCCACAACGGCGUCAAGCCCCACGAGUGCCUCAAGUGUGGGAAGCGCUUCACCCAAAAGGGUGACUUGCGGAAUCACGACAACACGGUGCAUCUAAAGAUGAGGCCCUUUGUCUGCCGAAUGCCCUCUGUCGAGAAGGAAGGCCACACGUGUCACAAGAGCUUUGCCACGCGCGGUAAUCUGAAGACCCAUCUCAACAAAUUCCACUCCGAAGAUACACAGCGCCUGCAGGACUCCUGCAUGGACCUGCUGGAGAACAAGACGUCGUCACAGGAGAUGCCCUGGCUGGUCCAGUGGUUCUUGGUGACGUUUCAAAACUCCAACAAAGGCGUCAAGGGUCGAGGCAAGGGCCGGAGGGUUGCUCCUCGACCUGAGCCCCUGCCUGUCAGGGCUUGACCUCCAUGAACAAUAAUUACGCCCUAUUAGGGACACUUACGAAAGGACCCCAUCGUUUUCUGCAUUUCUGCUUGUCAACCAAAAAGGGGGUACUCAAAAUGGUGGAUGCGUCGUCGAAUUUGGGAGUAUAUUCUCAUUUCUGCCCUUGUUGAGCGUUUGUUUGUUUAAUUAUACAUGUCGCGCAGACUGGGGUCUUGGCAUGGACAGCACCGCUCGAGAUUAACAGAUCUCAUGGGAGGGUAACGGAGUCUUUGAGAAUUCGGGGAGGGUU